UGUCCAAUUCCUUCUUAUCAUCAAUUACAUUACAGUCUUAGAAAAUGCCUAAGAAGAAAGGGAAAAAGGGAAAGAAAAGUAAAGGAAAAGGAAAGAAAGAAGGAAAACAAGAGUCGAAAUCCGAUAAAGAGUCAGACAUGGAAAAGGCAAAGGCCAAUGCUGCUCUUUGGGAAGCAAGGCUUGAUGUCACUGAACACUCGCGCGUGGAAUACCGUGAAGCCGCCCGCAGGUUGGCACGAGCCAACGAAGAGCUCACUAACCAACAGUAUCGUGCAGAGAAGGACACAAUUGAUAUAAUUGCCUUCUUAAAGAGGAAAGAUGUUGAGAACGAAGAAACGAUUACAAGGCUCGAAGCACAACUUAAAAGCCAAAAAAAACAAGCACUUGAAGAAAAUGAAAAACUGAUUGCAGAGUAUACACUCAAAGUCAGUGAGGUGGAGGAGAAGUUCAAGAAGAGAUCCAGUGAGUUCAAGAUGAUACAGGGUGAACUGAAGAUUAUCAAAGAGUUUCGCAAAAAGAAAGCCCAGAUGGAGCAGGAGCUAAAUAGUAUUAAAGAAAGCAUGUACAUUGCGGACAGAGAGCACAAGGAAAGUUUAGCUGAAAUGGAGCACAAAUUCUUCAGUGAAAAGGUUCGCCUAGAGAAGGAGGCCGAACAGAGGAUUGCCCAGCUGGCUGAGAGGGCCCACAAUGAGGCCAUUGUGCAGUUGGAUGACGCAUCACGCUCCGUGUUUAAGGAGAAUGUUCGACUUAGCGAGGCGCUCAAAUACCAUAUGAAGGAGGUAGAGGACUUGAGGAAGAUGACUGUGUCGUUGGCAGAGGAGAAUGCCUCCCUGGCAGUGUAUAAGGAGACCAGUGAGCUGAUGCUGAAGGAGCAUGUAUCCCAGCUGAGAGCCCAGGAGGAGGAAAUAGCAGAGCUGAGAGGAAAGUUGGGGGCCCUGGAGCAGGCCCUGGGCAUCAUGGGGGUGGAGUUUGAGAGAGACAAGACUGAGAUUCAGCACUCUGCCCUAGUCAGCAGCCAGGCUGCCCAGGUAGAGCUGGUCAAGUUGCAGAAGGUGCUGGCCAUGCGAGAGAAGGAGAUUGGGCGAGUGAAGCGUCUAGCACGCCGCAUUGUCGAGCAGCGCACAGAGCUAGAAUGCUUCUUCCAUGAGGCCCUGGGCCAGGUGAGGCAGGAGAUCCAGGCCAGCCGGCUGCAAUACAGGCAGGAGGCACUGGAGGCCUACCGCAGAAGGAUGAGUGAGGCCCGGGCAGGCAAGCAGGGGUACCCCCGCAUCCGCACCUUCCGCCAAACCUUUCACAGCACCAACAGUGUCUACAGUGAUCUGGAGGAGGCAGAAAAGUGGAAUAAUCUCCAGAGCAACAAGGUGGACAUCUCUGAACUCACGUGGGAACAGAAGGAAAAAGUGCUUCGACUGCUGUUUGCCAGAAUGAACGGACACAAAGCAAGGAUUCUGAGCCAACCUUUGGCCUUGUCUACAUCUUCAGACGGGAACCAGAAUGAUACUGAUCCCGGAAUUACAAAGGAGCUGUCCCAAGUGACCUUCAUCACCCAGGCGCCUGUGUCUAACCUGCCCUCUAACCAGAGCACCCUGCCAGAUAUCCGGGCCACAUGACCUC
Molecule: messenger RNA, 1614 nt
Organism: Esox lucius (northern pike)
Lineage: Eukaryota; Metazoa; Chordata; Actinopteri; Esociformes; Esocidae
Product: basal body-orientation factor 1
Exons: 11
Coding region: 45-1610 (521 amino acids)
Source: RefSeq, a predicted model, not a curated record